Messenger RNA from Leptosia nina, 510 nucleotides. The record is from the annotation of a GenBank genome assembly. Lineage: Eukaryota; Metazoa; Arthropoda; Insecta; Lepidoptera; Pieridae.
AUGCCUGCCAGAAACAAGGAGCAAGAACAAGAAGUCCUCAACUGGAUAUCUGCUGUCAUUGGGGAACCUUUACCAAAUGGCGCAUAUGAGGACAUCCUGAGGGAUGGUAUCAUCCUUUGUAAACUCGCUAAUAAACUCUCCCCAGGAUCCGUGAAGAAGAUCCAGGAAAAGGGAACUAACUUCCAGCUUAUGGAGAAUAUCCAACGGUUCCAAGCUGCUAUCAAGAAAUAUGGAGUACCGGAGGAGGAAAUCUUCCAAACCGCUGAUUUGUUUGAGAGGCGUAACAUUCCACAGGUCACAUUGUGCCUUUAUGCCUUAGGAAGAAUCACACAAAAGCACCCAGAAUGGACCGGCCCUCAGCUAGGCCCCAAAAUGGCUGAUAAGAAUGAGCGUACCUUCACAGAGGAGCAACUCAGAGCCCACAAUGCUGAGCUCAACCUUCAAAUGGGUUUCAACAAAGGUGCUUCUCAAGCUGGUCUCGGAUCUUUUGGCAACACCCGCCAUAUGUAA